This is a messenger RNA of Cotesia congregata, 369 nucleotides long. The record is from the annotation of a GenBank genome assembly. NCBI's taxonomy places the organism in Eukaryota, Metazoa, Arthropoda, Insecta, Hymenoptera, Braconidae.
AUGUUAAUAAAUCGAUUGAGUUCUCUGACCUGUCAGUUAACUAGGAGAUCCUUGUUACAAAGGGUAAUUUUUAGAAGUAGUACUCAGUCAACACAAAUUAAAAAUAAGAAGCGCGACGAUGACGAUGAUGCUGAUGAUGAUAGAUCCCAGCCGAUUCCAUAUUCAACAUCACCUGCAGCGGAAUGGCUGGCUCAAUUCAGUCAACAAGGUGGCAGAAAAGAUGAACCUUGGUAUCAACCAUACAUUUGUCUUAUAGAGAACUGGGCGAUCACUUUCCUGAUCUUAAAGAAGCUGAUAUUAGAAGAAAACUUCCCCCAGAGGUUGUUGAUAAAAAAAUUUAAUAAUCUAGAUUAUUGUCUAUUUAAAUAA